Messenger RNA from Fusarium venenatum, 1626 nucleotides. Its product is annotated as cation efflux family-domain-containing protein. Gene Ontology annotation, cellular component: cytoplasmic vesicle; Golgi apparatus; membrane. Gene Ontology annotation, biological process: intracellular zinc ion homeostasis; zinc ion import into Golgi lumen. The record is from RefSeq and is a predicted model, not a curated record. NCBI's taxonomy places the organism in Eukaryota, Fungi, Ascomycota, Sordariomycetes, Hypocreales, Nectriaceae. Gene Ontology annotation, molecular function: zinc ion transmembrane transporter activity.
AUGGCAUCUUCAUACGCCCUUCCAACGUCUUCUUUACCGCAUGCGCAUCAAACCCAUAUGCAUUCCCACACACGAAGUACAUCUCAAUCGUCGCUCAAUAACCUCAAACGACAGUCUACUUUCUCCAACGGCAACCUACCCUCAGUACCUGAUGAGGACCAUGGUCACGACGCUAACCAUGACCAUGGCGACGGAAACUACAUCGCACACUCACACAACCCGAGCGUCCACAAGCAUGGACACAGACACUCCCGCAUGUCCAACACAAGCGCAUCCAUUGCCCGCGAGAAGCUCCCUCCAGCGCCAUUGAAUACACUAGAGGGUUGGACAGAAGAAAGGACACCCGGAGGCAGGAGCAUUCUCUCGCCGGGUCCUGCAUCGGCCAAUAUGACCUAUUCUCCUCCCGAUCAUGCCCACGACCAUCCUCAUGACCAUCACGACCACCAGCACGAUAAUUCACACAACCAUUCCCACUCCCACUCGCAUGACCAUUAUCACUCUCAUUCUCAUUCUCACGACCAUAGCCACAGUCAUGACCAUCAUGGCCACUCACAUUCGCGCGACGAUGACAAGGGCAAAAGAUCAAUGUUCACGAGGAUGAUUCUUCCGUACACAACAAGAUUCCCCAUUCUAAACGCCAUAUUAAUUGAAAAGGAUUCCAGACGGAUCUUCUACUUUAUGGCGCUCAACUUUUCGUUCAUGGCUGUCCAGGCAUUUUAUGGCUACGUCACAGAUUCACUUGGUCUUCUGAGUGAUAGUAUUCAUAUGUUUUUUGAUUGCGUGGCGCUGAUGGUUGGUUUGUUGGCUGCUGUCUUGAGCAAAUGGCCUCGAAGCCAGCGGUUCCCAUAUGGCUUCGGCAAAAUUGAGACAUUGAGUGGAUUCGCCAAUGGCAUUCUAUUGAUGCUGCUCAGUGUGGAGAUUGCUUUUGAGGCGUUCGAACGGUUGUGGGAGGGAACACAAACGAAGCGACUGGGCGAGCUAUUUAUUGUAAGCACCAUGGGCCUGCUCGUCAAUCUGGUUGGCAUGAUGGCUUUUGGCCAUCACCAUCAUGGACAUGAUCAUGGUAGCGAUGGAGGCGGCUGCCAUGGUCACGAUAACGAAAACAUGCACGGCAUUUACUUGCAUAUUCUUGCCGAUACCUUGGGCAGUGUGUCAGUUAUUGUGUCGACAAUAUUGACGAGUUUCUGGGGAUGGGCUGGAUGGGAUCCCCUGGCGUCGUGUUUUAUUGCCAUUCUCAUCUUCCUUUCUUCCAAGCCUCUCGUUUACUCGUCUGCGAAGCGACUCUUGCUUAGCAUCCCCGAGGAUACAGAGUAUAAUCUACGCAACAGCCUCGGUGGUAUCCUGAACCAAAGAGGAGUAGUUGGAUAUUCCUCGCCCAAAUUUUGGCGAGACGAUCAUAGUGCUAGCCCGACUGGAGGUAAGCUCCUGGGUGUUGUACAUGUGGUGGCAGCGAGAGGUGCUCCUUUGGAGGACGUUCGGGAUCGAGUGCGUGAGUAUCUUUUGCGGGAGGGUGCGGACGUCGUUGUGCAAGUUGAGCGAGAAGGAGAUAAUAGCUGUUGGUGCAGUAGGCGAGGGGUCCCAGCGCCACCAGCAACACCAACAUUGGCAUCAAUGAAGGCAUCUUAG